Molecule: messenger RNA, 1069 nt
Organism: Paramisgurnus dabryanus
Lineage: Eukaryota; Metazoa; Chordata; Actinopteri; Cypriniformes; Cobitidae
Source: RefSeq, a predicted model, not a curated record
CUCUCUGACGAAACCCUUUAUGUUUCCUAUGCGUGCACACACACAGCCGUACACGACUCGUAUUUAGCAGUUUAGCAGAUUUGUGCAUGGCUGCAUGUGUGUGCAUUUACAUGCAAGUUCCUUCACGACAUUAGCAUUCACGGCAAGAUCUACAACUGGAAUUUUAAUCGUUUUUUAUUUGGCCUUGACUUGACUCAAUUUAAAUUUGCUUUAUAGUUAAAAUAAAAUCCCGAAAAAUAGCCACUCCACUUAGAGUAGUUGGAUUUCCUAAAUAAUGAUGUGGGAGUUUCGCUCUAUGACGUUUUGGCGAGCCGUGUUUGCCGAGUUUUUUGGCACCAUGUUUUUCGUCUUCUUCGGGAUGGGAGCGGCGCUACGCUGGACUACCGGCCCGUACCAGGUCUUCCACACCGCCCUCUGCUUUGGCUUUGCAGCUGCCACAAUGAUCCAAUCCAUCGGCCACAUCAGCGGAGGACACAUCAACCCGGCCGUCACCUUCGCCUACUUGGUCGGCUCUCGGCUGUCUUUCUUCCGUGCGGUCUUCUACAUCUGCGCUCAGUGUCUGGGGGCCUUGGCAGGGGCCGGGGCCCUUUAUGGAGUCACACCUAACAGCAUCAGAGGCACAUUCGCACCUAAUACAUUGCAGCCAGGCAUGAGUUUGGGCAUGGCGACCACAGUCGAGGUGUUUCUCACCAUGCAGCUGGUGAUUUGCGUCUUUUCCGUCACAGAUGAGAGAAGAAAUGGACGUCUGGGCUCUGCUGCUUUAUCCAUUGGCUUUUCUAUCACCAUGGGUCACCUGAUGGGGAUGUAUUACACUGGAGCCGGUAUGAACCCAGCUCGGUCUUUCGCUCCGGCUGUUCUCAUGAGGAACUUCAUUAACCAUUGGGUGUACUGGGUGGGUCCCAUGAUCGGUGGUGCAAUGGGUGCCAUUUUUUAUGAUUUCAUUCUGUUCCCCCGUAUGAGGGGUCUCUCUGAGCGGAUAGCCACACUUAAAGGCAGCCGACCACCAGAGGCCGAAAACCAGCGGGAGAACCGUGGGGAGCCCAUUGAGCUGACGACUCAAUCCCUAUGA